AUGAUGCACUUCAUGCUGCUGUUCAGUCGGCAAGGCAAGCUAAGGUUACAAAAGUGGUAUGUUGCUCAUAAUGAUAAGGUAUGUCACCCAAGGGCUUUAUUAUACACACUCCGUGCUAAAUGUAAAUGCAAUAAGGGUUUUCAGACUAAGAAGAAGUUAACCAGGGAACUAAUGGGACUUGUAUUAGCCAGAAAAGCAAAGAUGUGCUCAUUCCUCGAAUACAAAGACAUGAAGAUAGUUUACAAAAGGUACGUAUACUCUUCACAGUUUUUAUAUAGAAAGCGAUUUUGGCAAACCGGUGAUCAGUUUGAAGUAAUUUAUUCAAGAGUUAUAAUCGCUAAACAAAGAAUUUAAAUGAGCUAUAAAUCUACUGGAAGAACGUUGUGUGUGAUUUUUUUCUAAUCAAACUUUUUUUUGACAAGCCGUCGAUUAUAUUUUUGCCCAAACAAUCUUUUGAUCGCGGUGCGUAUAUGCGCAAUUUCCUGCCCGCAACUGUCGCAAACUGCCCUGCCCGUAAAUGGUUGCCCAAAAGAAUGGUGCCUCCUUUUUAAUAGCGAUUAUAAUAGACUUUAAAGCAGCAAAUUAUUUAAAGCGGUGGAUCAAGGAUUGAUUCUAAUUUUUCAUCCCAGGUAUGCGUCGUUGUAUUUUUGUUGCGCUAUCGAAACGUUGGACAACGAAUUGCUGUACCUAGAAACUAUUCAUCGGUAUGUGGAAUUGCUGGACGGAUAUUUCGGCAGUGUAGGUUAUUUUUUCGUAAGUCAUCAAUAAUUUCAGGUAUGUGAAUUAGAUAUUAUAUUCAAUUUUGAGAAAGCUUAUUUCAUUCUUGACGAGUUUUUGAUAGCUGGAGAAGUCCAGGAAAGCAGCAAACGUCAGAUAUUAACAGCAAUGCGAACACAAGACGAGAAACAAGAUGUAAGAUGAAAAUACAUAUUUGUGAUGCUUUUAGGCUGAGCUCAAACACGGAAUUAUCGAGGAUAAUGGACUCGGCUGA
This is a messenger RNA of Bursaphelenchus xylophilus (pine wood nematode), 991 nucleotides long. The record is from the annotation of a GenBank genome assembly. Lineage: Eukaryota; Metazoa; Nematoda; Chromadorea; Rhabditida; Aphelenchoididae.